UCUCUCUUUUCUCCUUCUCUCUUCCUCUCGCUCCCUCCCGCGGGCACGCGCGCGCGCGCGUCACAGUGUAUAUGUGUGUUCCCUGUUCUCCCUUUGUGUGUGUCUCCCCCCCUUCGCCCCGCGACGACAACGAGUUCCGCCCAGUGAGAAAAGAGUCGAGCCCAGCUUUCCUGCAAACAAGACGCGUCCUCGACACGGCAGUUGUUUGUUUUCUGGUUUCGCGGUGUCGCGGUUGACACAAACAGCGAGCCCGAGGAACGAGGAAAGGUCCCGUCCGUGCUGCCGCGUCGCGAAGAGAGGAGGAGAGGCAACGAGGAGAGCCCGCGUGUUACCGUUGUGCGGCGGGUUCGUCGUGUUUCGUCACCGGCGACGGACGUCGCAGACGUUCUUCGUCGUUGUCGUCGUUGUUGUCGUUGUUGCUGGUCAGAAGAUUUUCCAGUCGACCGAACGGGAGAAGUAGUAAAGGAGUAUUCCUCGCCCCGGAUACAAUAGCCCAGACGGUUUAUGUACACACGCGCAGAGACGUUGGAAACCCGGUGCUAUUCAAUCAACGACUCGUCCGCUGCAUCGAGUACUCUUCAUUGAUGCAGCCUUGUAUUGUUUGUGGUGCUUCUCUUUCCUCGUGAAAGGUGUGCUUCGUUUAAACCUGCAAGGUGGUGCGACUGUUUCUCUCUUGUGUGCGUGAUCUGAAUCAGUGAUUCGAGGGAAAUGGCCGAUAUUGGUCGGCGAUAAAGAAAAAGUAGAAAGAAAAAAGUAUGUAUAUGUAUAUAUGUGUAUGUAUAUACAUAUAUAUAUCUAUGUAAAAGAAAGAAAGAAAAGAAAGUGAGAGUUUUAUAACAAGUGCAGUACUACGUUUAUCGUUCACUGUGGAUUAUUGGAUAUACUAUACCGCUCUCGUCCCAGCGACCUGCCGACGGAGCGCAACAUCGCCGCCGCCACGAUUUAUGUAAAUGAAAGGCCGAGACCUGUCCCAUUCUGGAAUAUUACUGUGUUACCAAGUGUUAGCAGCAGCGCUACAACGAAACAGCGUUAAAUGAGGAUGCAGAGACAAAACCGGAGUAGCUCGGAGGUGGAGGUUGCGCUUAUGCGCCCCGUAAGCACCGCUGGCUAAUAGCACUACAGUCCAUCCCCGACACCCUGCAGCCACACCAGAUCAGCAGUCUGCGUGACAUGGAUGUGAGCUUCACGAACGUAUUAGAGGGGGCUCGCCAGUACUUCCAGGGACUGCCCGUACCGAGUACAGGUGGUACGGCCGCGUCAGCGGAUCACAAUCUCGCGACAUCAACGAGUACCGCCUCGUCCACGUCGGCGUCGUCGCACGACCAUGGCACCGGUUCCUCCGUGGUUUCUCCGUCGCCAACAGCAGCACCACCAGCCCCGCAAGCACUACCGCCACUAUCGUUACCGUCGCAACCGGCUUCGAGCAACAGCACCGCCACCACUACUGUCGCUGCCGCGAGCAUCACCGGCAACGAUCAAGAACCGCCGAGCCGUUAUCACAGUGACGUCCGGCCGUCCUCAGUGGAGAACAGCGGCGCCUCCAGUACGAACAGCUUCUGGAGUCCAUCCGUGGAACCGUAUCCCCCGCAACCAACCAGGGUUGAAGUUCCCGAUACGAGGCCGGGAGACGAUGGAUCUUCGAUGGAGGCAAGCUCGUCGUCCUCAAACACGAUCACGUUAACCGAGAUGCAACCAUCCAGCAAUCGAUCCUCCGCGUCCAGUUUCUCCCAGAAACAAGCGUCCUCGUCGUCGUCGUCCUCGUCCUCGUCGCAGGACCACCAGCACGCGCAACCCACAACGACGACGACGACGACGACGACGAGCACAGACGGGGCUUCGCUGCACCUGCAUCAGAUGCAACCGCCCCAGCAACCGGCAUCCCCCGGCCCCGUGUACCAGCAACUGAACACCGUGUCCCGCGCAUCUUUCUCCACCGCGGAAAUACUCGCCUCGUCCCAUCAGACGACUUAUCAGACUGCCAGCGAGCGGCAACCGCAACCGAGCGCCUCUGUCGUCGCGCAAAGAACUCAGUACUACCCCCGUUACCAUCACCCGGACAUCACGAAGAGCGCGCCGGCCCCGUUUACUCAGAACUCGAUCUAUCAGUCAGCGAGCGUAGCUGCGGCAACAUCCUCGGGCAUCGUGCAGCCUACCACAAGGCCAACACCCAUGGAGCAACCACACAUGACCAACAUGCACAGUCAAGGACACAGUCAAGGACAUAGUCAAGGACACAGUCAAGGACACAGUCAAGGACACAGUCAAGGACACAGUCAAGGACACAGUCAGGGGCACAGUCAGGGGCACAGUCAGGGGCACAGUCAGGGGCACAGUCAAGGGCACAGUCAAGUACACGGCCAAGCUCACAGUCAAGGACAUAUCCAAGGGCACGGUCAAGAGCAAAGGGUGCCGAGUUCCUAUGGCGGCAAUCUCGUCGCUCCAACGAACGCAGCUACGAUUUACGGGUCACCGUCUCCUCAGAACUAUCGUCCGUUGCAACAUCAGCCCCAGAAUCGAACAAGUUCGUCGAGCAAUCCCGAGAACAGGCCGUUGCACGGGGAGAGACCGCACUCGUCCCGCGUGUCCUCUUCCCCGUCCUGUUCCUCGGUGAAUCCGUGCAGCCCGCGGCACAGCGGUAGCUUGAGUCACAUUCCUUCGUCGUCGUCGUCAUCGUCGUCGUUGUCGUCGUCGUCGUUAGUGACGACAGCGUCAUCGUCGCAGAAUCUUCCGGCGCACAUUCCAUCGUCGCAUCUGCCGCCCGCGGGCAGCGGCCACCGUUCGCAACAACAGCAACUGCAACAGCAGCAAUCGUCCCACAUGCAGCAGCACCAGCAACAGCAGCUUUCUAGUCGAAUAAACGCGUCCCCGCAUUCGAUCAGCGCCACCGCGUACAACAGCCGUACGGUCGCUCACGGGGCACCGGCUUCGUCCUCUUCCUCAUCCGCCUCCGCCGUCCCGUCGUCCUCCUCCUCGACGUCCUCGUCCUCUAAUCAGAUGCCACCGCCGCCAGCGUUGAGCGGUUAUCACCCUGUUGCUUCUCCCCAUGAUGCUCCUCAUCAUACCGCUCCAUCACCGCACAGACAAUCUCCUCACGUGUCCACCCUGCACAAUCCUCACGCCUCCCCUCAUCACGCCCCGUCCCCGCACGCAACCUUCCAACCCCAUUCGCCCACGUACCCCCCGCCCCCGCCUUCGGCAACCUCGACGCCUCACUCGUACAGCCUUCCGAUCACGUCGCAACCGUACCAACCGAACCCCGGUUACGCCGGCAACCUGUACCCUCUGCCGCCGCAGUCUUCGUAUCAUUCCUUCCAGAAAAAUCCACAGCCGCUCCCGCCGCCACCGCCGCAGCCCCAUUCGCAGCCGAGUUACUACUCGCAGUCAAGUCGAUCUCAAAGUCAAACGUACGUACAGCAGAUGCCGAUCCCGCCGCCCGGUCCAACUCAAUCAAUCUGUUCUGGGACUGGAAACGCGAACGGACCGGGAUACCAUCCAACUAAACCGGUGACGUACAACGGCGUGGACUCGAAGAGGACUCCGAUGGAGGUACCUUACCCCGCCUCCUAUCGAUCCUCCUUGACGUCCUCCGUGCAGAGGAGCAACACGCACAACCUGCCGCCCAUCGCCGCGCUCUCUUCCUACCACUCGAACAGGCAGCGGGAGCUGACUGGUAAAGCGCAACCGAUGCAGCGGCAUCAUCAUCGCGGCUAUCCGACCAACUCGCCGAGCAAGGUCUCUGUGGUGACGCCUCCGGUUUCCUCCAUAGCAGCACCGCAACGGAUCGCUGAUUAUCCAACGACGAUGCCUGGCAUGAAUCACGCGAUACCGGUGAAUGGGCGAACCACUACUGUCGCGAACCCCUCGUACAGUAGAUAUUCUAAUCAGCACAACUACCCGACCUACGCGACUACCACCGCGCCCAGUCACCACGGCAGCAACUCGUCGAGCACCACCGUCACCUCUAUCGGUAUCACGGCAAGGUCCGUUCCACCGGCUAGCACCAUGCACGCGUAUCAGCCAACGGAUACUACUCGCACGGGAGGCUCUUAUCAUCACCAGUCGGUCAGAGCUAGUGACGAUUACGGAUACAAGGAGUAUCCGUAUCAAAACUCUUCCUCGUCCACUGUCCAGUCUACCGCGGCGAAUAUAGUCACCCCGCCUCCGCAGACGAAUGGAGUUAGAAAAAGGGAAUCGCCGUUGGACCUGUCGGUGAAAACCGUCAAGACAUCCGCGGACUCCACCGCUCAAGACGACAUCGAGACGGCUACGGAGAAACACGUGAGCAGCUCUACUGUGAUCUCGUCGAGGAGCAGCAGCAACAGUAACGGAUCUAGAAACAGCAUGCUGCCGCCACCGGUUCAAACCCCACCGCAACCUGCCUCGUAUUCCGCAUUCGACAAUCGGCUCUCGAGCAACAGCGGUCGUGGCAUUCAGGCUACGAGCGGUGUCCGUGCGUCCACGCCGCAAACGGUCUGCGCGCCGAAGGUCGACUUCCUGCCGGACUUUAAUUCCACGCCGCUGCGUCAUCACCACGGCCAACCGCACGAGAAUACUUUUCAGCAGCGUAGGGGCUCCGCGCAACAGCUGUACGCCCCGCCCCCGCAGCCGCUCUCCACGCAGCAUCCUAAUAAUACCGCUCCACUGCCCCACAUGUCUUCGUUCAAGAAGUCUUCACUGCCCACCACGCAGGUGUACGACGCCGUGACAGCGGCAGCGCCACCGCCGCCACCUCCGCCACCGGUGGUACCGUCGUCCUCUUAUCUGACGGCGAACGAAUCUGUGUCGUCCAGGUCCUCCAGGUACCCGCCAAUGGUGGACCCGGCCAGGAUGGGACACGCUGGCUUGAACAUCCAUGAUUACCCGGCCGAGUCGAAAUACUACAUGGACAGCAGGAACAAGUUUGGUCAGCCUCCUCCUCCUCAGAGGGAUCGGACUUCCUCGAAAAGACUUGGAGACGCGAUCUAUGGAACGGCGGUACCACACAAACAACCCAGAUUGGACACGUGGUUUCAGCAGCGACUAUCCACCGCGAAAGCGUUGUACGAGCAACAGAAGAGGCAAGAGAUGAAUCUACCUGUUCCCUUGCCGAAUGGUACUCUCGUGGCGCCUAACGCUUACGAACAGAGGUCGGACAACGGUUACUCGUCGUCCGAGCCGUCUCGGUAUCAGCAAGCCUACUGUGAUAAGAGAAGUUACGCCGAGCCUAAGAUCACCCAUAGUUCAUCGCCGUACAGUCAUCCAACUGUCGCGAAACCUACCAACGUGCACUCUCUGCCGCAACAGCUGAGUGCCAGCCAGUCGGCUUAUUCGAGUUACCGGCAAACCCAGAAAGCUGGACCACCUUCGGUGGCUACUUCCGCUGGGCAAUCUAACGAUCCGCCGAGUAACACCGGCGCUGAUAAGCGGGUGCUUAGUUUGUUGAGGAACAGUCUCGAAAACAAACAACAGAGGGAAGAACAGAUGAACAGUCAGCAACCUAUUUUGGCUAAUCAUAGUCAGCAGAGUUUCCAAAAUAAGGUGGUUGCGCCGGUAGAGCCGAAAACAAAUAUAGGACGCCACAACCUGUCACCAUUCACAGCUGCUAGCUUGCUGGAACGAAACAGCAAUACACCACCCCAUUACAAGUUCCAUGUACCAAGAGCCGUGGACUCGAUCACUCAGGAGGCACCCCGCAGCUUAUACGCCUCGAGAGUAAAUUCAUCUGCGACGCUACCUGGCAAGGAAGCACUCCUGGGUCCUAGGGGAGCCGAGAGUCAGAUUCACCGUGACAAAGACGACGGUCUCGCAGCCAUAUUAGCAGCGAAGAUCAGAACAAAAGCAGAACUUAAACAGGUGGGAACAGGACAAUUUGCCAGUAAGCCAGUCGCUGUGCCGUCUUCCCAGGAACCGUCGUCGACACCUAAAGAGGUAAUAGACAGCGCUGCUUCAACGUCCGCCCCGCAAUCGGGAUCAUCAGCGGGUAGUCCUCCGAAGUUGACACGCGAAAAAGUGGCUUGCUUGCCACCUAGAAGACGAUUAUUCUCUAGGACAGAAGAGGAGAACUUGUCGGUGGCUGCGACCGUACCUGUGCCGGCUCCUGCGCCCGCCAUUGCAUCCACCGUGCCGGCACGUGCCAGCGGGUUCAGAAGUUCCUCCGAGACGUCGGUGUUCGAUUUCAGGGAAAGCGAUUCCGAGGGCGAGAUGCCGGUUCUCGAGCGGCAAACGCUAGAGGAGAUGAGGAGGGACAGGAAACAACUGUCCAAAGUACAACCACCUGUACCCCUUAACGACGCUAUGUGCAUGGGCAUGACAUCCUCGUCGGAUUUAGUGAAGAUAGAACUGAAGGAGAAUGAGAAGAUUGCCGAGGUCGACACUUUCUGGUCCAGCGCUUGCGAUAAGUUCAUGGAACAGCUUCGUACCGGCGACGCGAUGAAGAAACGGGGUCGCAAGAAGAAGAUCAGCUGUACGGUUAUUUCCAAGCUCGAGGACACGGGAAACGAGAGUGGCAAGGAAACCGAUGCUAACACAUCGUCUCAGAUUAAACCCGAAGACAUCAAGCAAGAGUUACAGGACGUCGAAUCGCCACCAGAUGUUAAGGAAGAAUUCCCAGAAACUAGUAAGGAGGACGAGAUCCCGGUAGCGACGAAGGACAUCAAGGUCGAAGUGAAAGUGGAACCAGAGGUCAGCAAAGAAUACGACAAGGAUUCUAGCGAUGAUUCUGACGAAGUGCCGCUGAUCCGAAGGGCAAAGAAGAAGCUGAAGAAGGAAGAGAGCGAUGGCGAGGAAGAAAUUAUAUGCAGGAAGAGACGAGUCGGUCGAGGUAGUAGGAUCAAGUUGCAGUCAUCUAGUGGUAGCGAGUCGUCCAGCGAAGAGAGCGAUGCUAGUACAGAAUUCGGUCACGGUUCCUCGGUAGCGGACAGGCUACGAGCAAGAAAGCGUACAUCCAAUAACGGAACGGAAACUGAAGGAAUGAAGCUUCGAUCGAGGGAUACUACACCACACAAGGCUAAAGUAGAAAAAGAAUCCAAAUGUUCCACUUCGAAAACUAGUUCCACUUCUCAGAAGGGCAAACCGAAGCCUCUCUUCGGAGACGGUAGCGACUUCAGACCAGGCUGGGAGGAAGAAGUCUACGUGUACAAGAAAUCUUUGAGGAUGCCAACCAGAUUGAUCACAGUGUCGAAACCAACAAGGUUUCACAGGCUAUCCACUUCGUUACCAGACUUGGAUCCAGGGUCCCCAGCCCUAUCUGUAUCAAUGGACAGCUCUGAUGUGUGUUUAAGCAGAAAGAAACUGGUGGACAGCGAUGUGGAGUCAAAUUUCAGCUUCAGUACCUCGGGACUCGAUCCAGGCAACAAGAUCGAUGACGAAGAAGCCACCUCGUCCACAACAAUUUCGUGCCCCUCGAAAGCUAUGAAGUGCAGCAAGUCGGAGGGUAGCUCUAUCGUCGAUGUUCUGGCUCAAAAGGUGGGUACCAGCAGGAAGGAGCAGAAGAAAAAGCAGAAGGAUAAGACGGAGAAGGGUAGCAACAAGUUGCUUCCUAAGAGUAGCAAUGAACCGGAACUGUUACCGACGCCAAGUUUGACGCCAUUGCUGGAAACAACUAAAUUGUCGAAAGGCAAGUCGCCGAUGAAGGACUCCAAGUCAUUGAAGCCUAUCAAAGUGACGGACACAUUCCUACUGGGCUACUUCCGCAAGGAGACGGUGAAUAACUUCAGGGACACGUUUAAGAACAACCACGCUCUGCCGAACGAGUUCUCUACGCUGGUGUUGAAGAGUAGAACUCGCACGGAGACCAGAGUGUUGAAGAAGCAAGCUACCAUCAGGGAGGUGUUCGGUGAGGAAAGACCAGCCUCGGCACCACCAAUGCAAAAUCACGACGAUACGUCGCAAGACGACGAUUCGCAAACGGAAACGCCAGAAAAUACAUUGUGCAAGGCGAGGACGUUAAAACAGAAAGUGGUUUCAAGGUUGAAGAACGCCGGAAUCCUGAGGAGCCAUAAAGCGAUCUUGAACUCAAAGCGUCAUUUGUUGAUAGCGAAGAGGCGAAAGGAUCUGCUAAAAUCAUUGGCGGAGAAAAAGUUGCAAAGUCUGAAGAACGAGGCGGAAGAUGAAGCUGCUCAGGAAGAGACUAACGACGCGCAAGAGGCGGAGAACAAUGAGUUGGACGAUGAAACCAACGAGUCGGAGGUUCCUAACAAAAAGAAGCUCAAACUACGGACCAGUCGGCGAAAGUUCCGUUCUGGAUUUGACUAUAUUCGCAAAAAGAAGAAACCGUUGAAGAAGGAUGAGACGUUACCUAAAGAAAGAAAAAGGCAAGUAUUGACGAGGCCCAGUCCAGAAUGUGUCGCGGACAUCCAGUCGGAGAUUAGAACUUGGGUGAUCAAGAAAGGCGUCGGUGAAACGAUGUUGCAUCGGGCUGCUAGACUUGGUUACACGGAUGUUACAGCGUAUUGUUUAGAGAAGCUCAAUAAUGCCCCGAGUCCAAAAGACAACGCAGGGUAUACACCUCUUCACGAAGCAUGUUCGAAGGGCCAUCUCGAGAUUGCGAAAUUGUUGCUUUCGUACGGAGCGAAUGCCAGCGAAAGUGCGAAUGGAGGAAUAAGGCCACUACACGAGGCGGCAGAAAAUGGUGCAACCGAAUUAGUACGACUAUUACUUUCCUAUGGCGCUGAUCCCUUACUGGCUACGUAUUCUGGACAGACCCCAUUGAUGUUGGCAGCAGAUACCGAUGCCUAUUCGAUUCUGGAACAACAUCUGGAUGAUAUUCAGGGCCGUACGAGCACGCCAUGGUCCUUUGGUGGACCAUCUUCAAUUUUCGACCCUGAAGAAACCGGUUACAACCCCCUCGACAAUCCACCUAUGGAUAGUCCAGAGCCAGAACUGGACGAAAUCGAGAUGGAAGUGAGCGACGUGAACCUGCCAGUUCUAUUCUCUCUGACCAACGAUCCGGACAAAUGGGUGUUGCUGCAAGAUUUGAUGGCCGCGCUGAGGAUAAAGAGCAGGGACGCUUUGCUGCGUCAGGUGAACCCUAAAGCUCACGCCGGUCCUCCGGCAGUCGCACACCGUGAUGUCAUGAGAGAGUUGAAGCUCCAAGACUUCCUAGAGCAGUCAAGGUGUUGCCACCUGUUAAGCGGCGGCGAAAGGAUUAAUGUGCGCGGCUCGAAAGUGACGCUGAUCAAAUACAACGAGAAAGUCAGAUCCCUGUUGAAUGUCGAGAAAGUGGUAAUCAGCCUUAGGUGACAGGAGGGGACUCUGGGGCGGUCGUCACCCCAGGCAAGACCGUCGACGUCCGCUGCACGGGACGUCCCGAAGAAGGAGAAGCCGUCGACCAGUUCGCCGAAGAGGCAAGGCAGAACGCGACAGGGUAAUAAGACGGCUGAUUGAACACGCGGAACGGGACAAUGUACAGGCGUAAGAGAUUCGAACGAGUUUCGUCGAUCGUUCGUUAUGCAUUUCUUCGAUCUCGCUCAAUCGGAACACGUCAAAAACAAAUAGAACACGCUCCACGUUGCGAGGGGUACGAUGAAACAUAGGUUAGCCGAGAUCGAGCAAAGACGAUUGACGACGAUUAAACAGCGAACUGUGACGCACUAUUAUUAGCAGUAUUUAUUGGAGGAUAUUCUAUUCGUGUCUAUUCGCAAGAACAGUGAUAUUUUAUUAAACUAGAGCCAAGCAAUCGGGUCUGUAAUUGUAAACGCUUCUAGAAUUGAGGAUUUUGCUGUUGACGCGGCGAUAGAAGCACGAUAUGUCGUUCCUGUCCGAAGAUCGUACGACACUACUGAACUUAUUUAAGCGUUUAAUCUCGAAUUGAAGAGACCCGCGAUGGGUCCUCGGGAAAAAGUCAAACCGGGAUGGUAGCCGGAGACGGUCGCGAGCGAAGGGACAGCGUCAUCUAGAAAUAUUUUUUAUCGCAAUAUGGAUCGGGUAUGUAUGUGUCUGAGCGCAUGUAUGCGCGUGUGCGUGCGUCUAUUGUACAUGUCCUACACGCUUCUUUUCCCAAGCAUGGUUCAGCUCGAACUUGGAGGAUCGAGACUUCCAAGGCUUAGGGGAUGUUUACGCGAUGCCGACCGAUACGCGUUUCGCGUUCUCAAUAGACGUGAUACCACGUGAUUCGCCGUUUAGGGUAACGGAAGGAGACGACCGUCGGAACGCAAACGUCGACUCGUCACCGGCUUUCACGUGUUACCAUUUUGUUAGGUUUACUUUCGUUUUUUCCUCCUCCUACUAUGUUUUCUUUUUUCUACUGGUAGUCAAGCGAGUCGAUCAUAGAAUACGUCCGGGUAGAUUAAAUCUUAACUCGUCUAAUUAAGUAAGUGUUGAUUAGUUGUUCAAAAGCGGAGCAUUUACGUUUAUUUUUCUGUUCUUUUUUCUCUCGUUUUCUGUUUCUUUCUUUGGGAUGUGCAAUUUCGUUAGACGAUCCUACGACCGAAGUACACGAUCGAUCGUCGAUCCCGGGGCGGAUAGAAAAUCGGAACGGAACGGGGGAGAAAGAUGUCGAGCCGAAUUCGGUCAAGCGCUACGUUCACUGUGCAAUAACUUUCAUCCAACUCGUGAUUGACUCUCGAGCGAACGAUUUUUUGUUGACCGCAUUCGAUAUUAAGUUGAUAAUUUGUUUGCGUUGGAACUAGACAAAACGCGAUUGCAACGCGUUCACUGUUGCCUGGGUUUGCUAGUUGUUGAUUGGUCUGUACCAAUAUCGCGGGAUAAGUUUCUGUUUCCUUCAAAAAUUUCUCGCAGAAAUUAGCAAAUUUCGUUAUGUAGUUCAAUUUUAUUGAUAUUAGUAAUUGUUUGGUUAAUCGGUGAUAUGAGUAGCUUAAAAUUGUAGCGUAUACGUUAAUACAAAAUGGCGGGUAACGUGACUACACUGAGCAGUGAACGCGUUAAGGAUUAUCAAUGCGACAAAGAGGAACAUUUAGGAUAUUUUCAUCGGAGAACACGGACUUAAUGUUCGGCGUCGCCUCUUUUUUGAUGAAAAAUCCAUUGUCAGCGUACUUAGUCGUUCGUGUCUCGACGGAACAGUGCGUCAGCGGCGUCGAAACGAAAAAGGAGCGGGGAGAGCUCAGUGUCGCAAACUUUUACGAGUGUAGUUUAGCGGAAAGCCAGACUUGCGCGUUUCAUUUCAUACUCUGUAUGCAAAUUUCAAUUGUUAUAAUCAGUCUCAGGGAACUAUCUCUAUACGUAUCCUCGAUAUAUUCUAUGCGUUGCGUGAAUUGGACAGGGACGCAGCCAGGCAUCGUCGCGCUCGUAGAUGAACGAUCAAAAUGUUCACCCUCCCAAACCAGUUUUAUCGCACGGUGAACGUUCUCACGAUACGGAUAGAAAUAUUCACGCGACAAUUACGAUUCACUAUUGUAACGAUGUACAGUAGAGACAAAGAAAAAUAAAAAUUCUAUUAGAAUUCUGGGAGUCGCGUGUAGCAGCGCCGCCUCGAUGAGGCGAGAGACAUCGAUGCCUGGUCACCUCCUGGCCGGUUUCAUUUUAUUUAGCUGACGAUGCGAACAGGAAUCUUGACGUGGACAGUGCAGUUUACAUAUACAUAUACCUAUUUUCGAAACAAGAAUUGAUUUUCGAGCGCGUGCGUCUCCAUCAGCCAUCGGACUGGGUUCCGUGAGAGGCCCGUGCACGAUCGGCGAACACUGGAAAAGGAUGUAAUUGUACGUACUGUACGCGAUGUACCUUUUCUCGAAUGUAAAGUAGAUUGCAUAUACGAUGUAAGUAGUAGUGGAAGAAGAACGCACGGCAACACUUGUUUAUAUUAGCGUAAAAGAAAAAAAAAGCAAAAAGAGAAACACGUGCACACACUCGUGUAAUUAUAAUUCUGCGUACGGACGAAGAACGGCGUUUAGAAGGACUCGAAGAAUAUUGUAAUUUCAUUGAAUCGAAAUGAACCAUAGGUACGCUGUAUCGCGUAUGUACAUACUUCUCCCAAGCUAGGGGUUAUCGCAAUUAUUACCGCUAAUAAUAAUAAUAAUUAUUAUUAUUAUAAUUAUUAUUAUUAUUGUUAUUAUCGUUAUUACUAUUAUUAUAAUUAUUAUUGCGAUUAUUAUUAUGAUUAUUAUAUUUUUAUUAUUAUUAAAUUACUAUUUAACACUACCGUCACGAAAACUACGAGUACUACAAACUACUGCUAAUUACUAUUACUGUCGCCACCAACAACUAUUAUCACUACUGUCACCGAGUAUCCGCUUUUUUUAUUGUACGAUAUAUACAUAAUAGCGAUCUAUAAAUGUACAUUUUCUUAGCUGUAACGUUUCCCCCACCAACACCACAACACCCUGCCCCCUUCUUGUAAUUUAUAUAUAUUCGAGAUACUUCUAAAUGUGUUAAACUGCUGCUGCUUUAUGAGAAAGAAGGAAGAAUUAUAUGUGAGAUAAAGAACAAAUAUAUUAUAUAAAUAUAUAUAUAAAUAAAAAUAUAUAUAUAUAAAUAUAAAUAAAAAUAUAAAUAUAUAUGUAUAUACACGUACAUAUAUAUAUAUUUUAUUUCAGAAGUUUAGUUUAAUGAAUAUAUAAUGUUAACGCGAGGAAGAUAACAAAUUGAAUUCUCUCUCUCUCUCUCUGUGAUUCGUCUAAAGAAAAUGGAAUUAAGAAAAGAUGAAAGGAAAAAAAUCAAUUGAAGAGUUAUGAUUAUUAAUUGAUUAAGUAUUAUUAUUAUCAUCGUCUCAUUAUCAUUGCUCUGUACCGUCAGGUUGUAUCGAACAAACCACAAUGGACCGACAAACACAGUUUUCGUAACAAAACUCGACUCGUGAUCUUUUUCUUUUCGCUAACAGUAACGAGUUAUCCUAUCGAUGUAAUAAA
This is a messenger RNA of Nomia melanderi (Alkali bee), 12779 nucleotides long. RefSeq lists its product as uncharacterized. Gene Ontology annotation, molecular function: transcription corepressor activity; protein binding. NCBI's taxonomy places the organism in Eukaryota, Metazoa, Arthropoda, Insecta, Hymenoptera, Halictidae. The record is from RefSeq and is a predicted model, not a curated record. Gene Ontology annotation, biological process: negative regulation of transcription by RNA polymerase II. Gene Ontology annotation, cellular component: nucleus.